Messenger RNA from Alosa sapidissima (American shad), 2558 nucleotides. It is a transcript of the gene npdc1a, whose product is annotated as neural proliferation, differentiation and control, 1a. Gene Ontology annotation, cellular component: membrane. The transcript is spliced from 9 exons. Bases 239 to 1180 code for a protein of 313 amino acids. The record is from RefSeq and is a predicted model, not a curated record. NCBI's taxonomy places the organism in Eukaryota, Metazoa, Chordata, Actinopteri, Clupeiformes, Clupeidae.
GCUCCCCGCCUCCAUCGGUCAUCCCACUGUCGUACACCGCUAUCUUUAGUAAGGCUUAACCACGAAGUUGCGCAGGCUGAGACUGCCCACGAACUCUACCUGGAAACACUCGACAGCCCUUCUAUAUAUUUUUGGUUAUCCUUUACUCGAAAGUGUGGUUUAUAUAUUUUUUUAAAUAUGGGGGAAUGACACGUACAUUUUCACCCAGCUCCGUUUGAUGUGACAAGCGUGUUCCAGGAUGUUGCUUCGGAGACGCAUUGACCGACCUCCCAGGGCUAGGCUAUGUCCCGGGCUACUGUUGUGUAUUGUGUUCGCUACCGUAGCUGCCAGCGUUCCAGAGAAGCGAUGCCCUCAUCAUAUAGACUGUGCCCGGGAGAAGCGGGAGUUCUGCCAGCCAGGCUCCUCCCGCUGUGGGCCCUGCCACACGCCAUUUGAGGAGGAUGAGGAAGGGAAGUGCGUGAUCCGAAAACACCACCGUCCCGAGACUUCCUAUUCAGACUUGGAUGAAGAAAUUGACUUCUUGUCCUCUGUCAUUGCCAAACAGCAAUUGUCCAAAGACAAACAGUCAGUUUCGCCAUCUCGAGUGACGGACGGGUCUCGGACAGACGGAGACGCCCAGCAGCGCGCUGUUCUCCAGCCGUCCACCACGCCGGGCCCCUCCACCCCGACGCACCAAACCCCCAAACCCCCGCUGCCCCUCACCCAGGUGGCCCGCAGCGGUCCUGGCGCCCGGACCAACCUCUCCAGGGACACCCUGCUCGUCAUUGUAAUCUCCAUCUGUAUCAUCGUUGGAACAAUAUCUAUGAUCUUUGCAACUGUCUUCUGGGUGAAGCUGCAGAGAGAAUCGCGACUGGCGCAGAAGGUCGACUACCCCGCAUUUGGAACAGCAGGCCCAGUCAAGAUGCCCUCUGCCAAUGGAACUAAGCGGUCUGGAGAUAAAGAUUUGGCUCAGAGUGCCCAGAUGUAUCACUACCAACAUCAGAAGCAGCAGAUGCUUUCACUGGAAAAACAUAAGGACAAUCCCAGAGUGUCUGAGUCAGGGGCUACAUCUGAUGAGGAGAAUGAGGAGGGGGACUUUACUGUGUAUGAGUGUCCAGGACUAGCACCGACUGGAGAGCUAGAGGUGAAGAACCCACUGUUUGAUGACUCCACUCUAAACCAGCAGAGGAAUCACAAGUGACCUGGACACACACACACACACACACACACACACACACACACACACUCACACAUACACACACACACACAUACACACAUAUGCUGAUUGCAGUUCAAAUACCCAAACCUCACCUGAGGCCCUUUGUUACAGAUGCCCCUUAGAACAAACAUAAUAGGGAAACUGCCACAAAAGAAAGAAUAAUAAACAGAUUCAUAUGGACUUGUCAUGAAUACUUGUGAGGAUUCAUCUGUGAAUUGUAUUCACAACUCUCUCUCUUUCUCUCUCUCUCUCUCUCUCUCUCUCUCUCUCUCUCUCUCUCUCACUUCAGUUUUUCUCUGUUGUUUCUGUGGUUUUGGACUUGCUUUACUGGCAUUAUUAUUUUUUCUUUUGAGUAGAGUACUUAGAGGUAUAAUUCUGUGUUUUGAUAUUUCUUGUCUGUCACUGAUAUCAGAUCACUGUCUCCCUGUUGUGCUAUCCUUAUGUGACCUGGAAUAAGUCAUGAUCUCAUGACUUACUAACUUGAGACACCAUCAACCACAAUUAGUGAUUACUGUCCGUUUUCUAUGAGAGCUAGUUACUAGUGGCACUUCAGUGUUUGUACAAACAAACAAACAAAAGGAAGCAUUCCCUCUGACCGUUCUAAAAAAAUCUGAAAAGUCCCUCUGGUGUCGAUGCGCCUACUGUUUCUCUGGAUCAUCAUUCUUUCUCUUUCUCUCUGACUUUCUCAUUUCCGCACACUAUUACCAUACAUAGAAAUGCAUCAGUCGAUCAUCCUGUCAAUCUGAUGCAUAGUUAUGCUCCCUCUGUCUGCCUCUGUCAUGCCUCGACCUCUGCAUUUUCCUCUCCCUUUCUCAGACCUAAUUAAUGUGUUAAGGUAGAGCAGAGGUUGAAAUCAGAUCAAGAAUUUAUUGGUCAAACGUGUCAUGUCUGUAAUGACAAAAACAAGCCAUGAAGUCAUGAAAUAGAUUGGAUGAAGGGUCGAGAAAGCUUGCAGCUAAGCUGUGAAAACUGUUUUUUUUUUUUUACUUUUUAUUACAGUAAAUUGACAUGAUAUGUGUCUACAUUGUAUGGUGUUUAGUUUAAAUUAGAUUCUACAUAUUUUCCUGACAUACAUGUUCACCUUUGUCCAAUGAAAUGUUAAUUGUUCUUACAAAUAUAUAUACUGUAUCUAAACAUAUCAGUUAGAAACUGAUCAGAAUCCCCUAAAGUCUGCAGGAAUACCACUAUAUUGCUCUUUAACUAAAGUAUGUCUUCAUGUACUAAUAAAUAUCACAUAGUGAAAUAGAAAAAGCCUGGUCUGCUGAUGUAUAUUCACAGAAAAUAUUGAUUGUGUCACAUUUUAUAUAUUUGUACAUGCAAGACCCAAAUAAACAUUGAAACCAUUAAAAGAAUAUAAUUG